Molecule: messenger RNA, 733 nt
Organism: Chenopodium quinoa (quinoa)
Lineage: Eukaryota; Viridiplantae; Streptophyta; Magnoliopsida; Caryophyllales; Amaranthaceae
Product: G patch domain and ankyrin repeat-containing protein 1 homolog
Exons: 4
Coding region: 150-506 (118 amino acids)
Molecular function (GO): nucleic acid binding
Source: RefSeq, a predicted model, not a curated record
GUUAUUAAUGCCUUGAUGGGGCAAGCUCAAAAAAAAAUUAGGAGUAAAUUGGUUAAUUGAAAUUGAAAAACUGGAAAAUUGGAUAUAAAGGCCGACGGUCAAUUAAUUUUCGAAAGCUACGGCAGCGAUUGAGGGUUGGAUCGAAGAGAAUGGAGGAAUCUUCAACAUCUGCUCUUAAUUCCUCUAACAUCGGAUUUCAGUUGUUGAAGAAACAUGGUUGGAAGGAAGGAACUGGUCUUGGUGCUUCUCAACAGGGGAGGUUGGAGCCUGUGAAAACAUAUGUUAAAAAGAACAAAAGAGGUUUAGGGGCUGAAAAGUGGAAAAAGAAGACCUUGCAAUCAUCCACAACAAUCACCUCCAGAGAGAAGGAAAAAACUGAGAAAAUGUCAAAAAAGGAGAAAGCACUCUCUAAAAGGGUGAGGAAAAUGCUGGAUGAAGAAAAGCGUCGGCAAGAAAAUGAAGUUCGUCAAGCAUUCUUCAGAGAGUUUUGGCCAGAGAAUGUCUGACAUUGGGUCACUAGGAAAACUAAUUGCAUGCCCUUAUUUGUUUACGAUACCGUGUACAGAUCUUUCUCCCACUAUUUUUUUGUUGUCAUGUAUAGCCGACUUUAUUCUGUUGUAUGGAUACUCAACCUGAAGUUUUGGAAGCCAAAUCGGAGAACCAAAACCAUACUUACAUUAUGUUCAAGAAUUGAAAGUGUUACAAAACAUAAUUUAUUAUACAAAUUUUUGUA